Messenger RNA from Propithecus coquereli (Coquerel's sifaka), 4746 nucleotides. It is a transcript of the gene MST1R, whose product is annotated as macrophage stimulating 1 receptor. Gene Ontology annotation, cellular component: signaling receptor complex; membrane. The transcript is spliced from 20 exons. Gene Ontology annotation, biological process: positive regulation of kinase activity; phagocytosis; cell migration. Gene Ontology annotation, molecular function: ATP binding; protein binding; transmembrane receptor protein tyrosine kinase activity. Lineage: Eukaryota; Metazoa; Chordata; Mammalia; Primates; Indriidae. The coding region runs from base 227 to 4438 and encodes 1403 amino acids. The record is from RefSeq and is a predicted model, not a curated record.
AGCGGCAGCCCGGGCGGCAGGUGAGCAGCUGUUCCAUCCUUUGCCUGUGUGUCCGCAGGCUUCGAGUGCUCAGACCUGAGGGCAGGGGAGGGGGUUGGGUUUCACAAGAACGCAGGGGCGGGGGUCGGCUGCCCCGGGGCUCUCCGAACCGCUGCUUAACGCUGGCCCAGCCCAGAUCUCUGGAGUCAGACUCACAGGGUUCCCCGAGGGACCCAGCUCGGCCUUGAUGGAGCUCCUCCCGCCGCUGCCUCAGUCCUUCCUGUUGCUGCUGCUGCUGUCGCCGACGCCUGCUGUGCCCACAGCGGGCUGGGACUGGCAGUGCCCGCGAACCCCCUACGCGGCCUCCCAAGACUUUGACGUGAAGUACGUGGUGCCCAGCUUCUCUGCCGGCGGCCCAGUACAGGCCUUGGCGACCUAUGAAGGCGGCAGAGAUGGGAGUGCCGUGUUUGUGGCCACACGCAAUCGGCUGCAUGUGCUUGGGCCUGACCUGCAGUCUGUGGAGACCCUGGCCACAGGCCCUGCUGGAGACCCUGGCUGCGAGACGUGUGCGGCCUGUGGUGCAGACUCCCACGGCCCACCUGGCGACACAGACAUGCAAGUUCUGGUGCUGGAGCCAGCACUGCCCGCGCUGGUCAGCUGUGGCUCUAGCCUGCAGGGCCGCUGCUUCCUGCAUGAGCUGGAGCCCGACGGGACAGCCCUGCACCUGGCAGCGCCAUCCUGCCUCUUUUCAGCCCACCACAACCGGCCCGAGGACUGCCCUGACUGUGUGGCCAGCCCACUGGGCACCCGCGUGACCGUGGUUGAGCAAGGCCAGGCCUCCUACUUCUACGUGGCAUCCUCAUUGGACGCAGCCGUGGCUGCCAGCUUUAGCCCGCGCUCGGUGUCCAUCAGGCGCCUCAAGGCCGAUGCCUCAGGAUUCGCACCUGGCUUUGCUGCGCUGUCAGUGCUGCCCAAGUACCUCGCCUCCUACCAUAUCGAAUACGUGCACAGCUUCCAUUCGGGAGCCUUCGUCUACUUCCUGACCGUGCAGCCAACCAGUGUGACAGACGCUCCUGGUGCUCUGCACACACGCCUCGCGCGGCUCAGCGCCACCGAGACAGACCUGGGCGACUACCGGGAGCUGGUCCUCGACUGCCGCUUUGCUCCUAAACGCAGGCGCCGUGGGGCCCCAGAGGGCGGACAGCCCUACCCAGUGCUGCAGGCAGCCCACUCAGCUCCAGUGGGCGCCCAGCUCGCCGCUGAGCUGAGCAUCGCUGAAGGCCAGGAAGUGCUAUUUGGGGUCUUCGUGGCUAGCAGGGAUGGCAGCCCUGGCGUGGACCCCCACUCUGUCGUCUGUAACUUCCCCAUUGACCUGCUGGACACCCUAAUCGAUAAGGGUGUGGAGAGCUGCUGUGAGUCCCCAGUGCACCCGGGCCUCCGGCGAGGCCUUGACUUCUUCCAGUCGCCCAGUUUUUGCCCGAACCCGCCUGUCCUGGAGGCCCCCAGCCCCAAUGCCAGCUGCCGCCACUUCCCUCUGCUGGUCAGUAGAAGCCUCAUGCGUGUGGACCUAUUCAAUGGGCUGUUGGGACCGGUGCAGGUCACUGCAUUGCACGUGACACGCCUUGACAAUGUCACAGUGGCCCACAUGGGUACAACUGAUGGGCGUAUCCUGCAGGUGGAGCUGGCCAGGUCACUCAACUACUUGCUGUAUGUGUCCAACUUUUCACUGGACAGCAAUAGGCAGCCUGUGCAGCGGGAUGUCAGUCGCCUUGGGGACCACCUACUCUUUGCCUCUGGGGACCAGGUCUUCCAGGUACCUAUGCGGGGUCCUGGCUGCCGCCACUUCCUCACCUGCAAACGCUGCCUGCGGGCACAGCACUUCAUGGGCUGUGGCUGGUGUGGAAGCAUGUGUGGCCGGCAGAAGGAUUGUCCCGGCUCCUGGCAACGAGACUACUGCCCGCCUGAGCUUUCUGAGUUCUAUCCCCACAGCGGACCCCUAAGGGGCAGCACAAGGCUGACCUUGUGUGGCUCCAACUUCUACCUGCACCCUGCUGGUCUGGUACCUGAAGGAACCCAUCACAUCACUGUGGGCCAAAGUCCCUGUUGGCUGCUGCCCAAGGACAUCACAAAACUUAGCCCAGUGCCCCGGCAGGACUUUGUAGAGGAGCUGGAGUGUAAGCUGGAGCCCUUGAGCACCCAGGCAGCAGGGUGCUCCAACGUCAGCCUCACCGUGACUAACAUGCCACCAGGCAAGCACUUCCGUGUAGACGGCACCUCCAUGCUGGGAGGCUUCUCUUUUGUGGAGCCUGUGCUGACAGCAGUGCAACCCCUCUUUGGCCCACGGGCAGGGGGUACCUGUCUCACCCUUGAAGGCCGGGGCCUGUCUGUAGGCACCAGCCGGGCUGUGCUGGUCAAUGGGACUGAGUGCCAGCUAGAACGGGUCACUGAGGAACAACUUUUAUGUACCACCCCCCCUGGGGCUGCCACAGCCAGUGUCCCCCUUAGCCUGCAGGUGGGGGAUGCCAAGGUGCCUGGUUCCUGGACCUUCCACUACAAGGAAAACCCCAUUGUGUUGAGCAUCAGCCCCAACUGUGGCUACACUGGCUCCCAUGUUACCAUCCGUGGCCAGCAUCUGACUUCAGCAUGGCACCUAGUGCUGUCAUUCCAUGAUGGGCUUAAGGCAGUGGAGAACAGGUGUGAGGGGCAGCUUCCGGAGCAGCAGCAGUGCCGCCUGCCUGAAUAUGUGGUCCGAGCCCCCCAGGGGUGGGUGACAGGGAAUCUGAGUGCUUGGGGGGAUGGAGCUGCUGGCUUUACACUGCCUGGCUUUCGCUUCCUAUCCCAACCCCACCCACCCAGUGCCAACCUAGCCCCCCUGAAACCUGAGGAGCAUGCCAUUAAGUUUGAGUAUAUUGGACUGGGCGCUGUGGCUGACUGUGUGGAUGUGAACGUGACUGUGGGUGGUGAGAGCUGCCAGCACAAGCUCCUAGGGGAUGUGGUUGUCUGCCCCCUGCCUCCAUCCCUGCAACUUGGCAGGGGUGGCGUCCCAUUGCAGGUCUGCGUGGAUGGUGAAUGUCACUUCCUGGGUAGAGUGGUGCGACUGGGCCCAGAGGGGGUCCCACAGAGCAUGCUCCUUGGUGUCCUUCUGGCCUUGCUCCUGCUUGUGGCUGCACUGGUCACUGUGCUGGUCUUCAACUACUGGCGGCGGAAGAAGCAACUAGUUCUUUCUCCCAGCCUGGAUGACCUGGCAUCCCGGGACCAGACCACUGGAGCCAUGCACCUGCCUGUGCUCCGCUCGGGCUCUGACUACAGAAGUGGACUUGCACUCCCUGCUGUUGAUGGUCUGGAUUCCACCACUCGGGUCCACAGAGCAUCCUUCUCAGACAGCGAGGAUGGAUCCUGUGUCCCACUGCUACAGACAAAGUCCAUCUGGCUCAGGGACCUGGACUCUGCGCUCUUGGCCGAAGUCAAGGAUGUGCUGAUUCCGCAUGAGCAGGUGGUCACCCAUAGUGACCGAAUCAUUGGCAAAGGCCACUUUGGAGUUGUCUACCAUGGAGAAUACACAGACCAGGUCCAGAAUCGAAUCCAUUGUGCCAUCAAGUCACUGAGUCGCAUCACAGAGGUGCAGGAGGUGGAGGCCUUCCUUCGAGAGGGGCUGCUAAUGCGUGGUCUGCACCAUCCGAACGUGAUGGCUCUCAUUGGUAUCACAUUGCCACCCGAGGGGCUACCCCAUGUGCUGCUGCCCUAUAUGUGCCAUGGAGACCUGCUCCAUUUCAUCCGCUCACCUCAGCGGAACCCCACCGUGAAGGACCUCAUCAGCUUUGGCCUGCAGGUAGCCUGUGGCAUGGAGUACCUAGCAGAGCAGAAGUUUGUGCACAGGGAUCUGGCUGCGCGGAACUGCAUGCUGGAUGAGUCAUUCACAGUCAAAGUGGCUGACUUUGGUCUGGCCCGGGACAUCCUGGACAAAGAGUACUAUAGUGUUCAACAGCACCACCACGCUCGCCUACCUGUCAAGUGGAUGGCACUGGAAAGCCUGCAGACCUAUAGAUUUACCACCAAGUCUGAUGUGUGGUCGUUUGGUGUGCUGCUGUGGGAACUGCUGACACGGGGCGCCCCACCAUACCCCCACAUCGACCCUUUUGACCUCACUGACUUCCUCAUCCAAGGUCGGCGCCUGCCCCAGCCUGAGUAUUGCCCCAAUUCUCUGUACCAAGUGAUGCAGCGAUGCUGGGAGGUGGACCCAGCAGCGAGACCUACGUUUGGAGUGCUAGUGGGGGACGUGGAGCGGAUAGUGUCUGCACUACUUGGGGAUCAUUAUGUGAAGCUGCCAGCAACCUAUGUGAACCUGGGCCCUGGCACCUCAGAUGAGGUGAACAUGUUCCCAGAACAGACACCGUCCCCACCCGUGCACAGGAGCACGUGGCGGUCCCGGCCCCUCUCAGAGCCACCUCGGCCUACUUGACCUAAUCCUUGGGCUGGAUCUGCAUAGCAGCCUGGAGCUAACCCCAAGUUGCCUCUAAGCCACACCAGGCUGGAGGGCAGUGGGCCUCCACCUUGUCCCUGCCCUUUAACCUUCAGAGGCGAUAGGUGAGCAGGGCAUAUUAGAUCCUUCACUCCACAGAGUGAGCCAGUUAGGGCAGUCCUUCUGCAACAUGUAUUUAUGGAGUGCUUGCUAUGUACCUUGCCUUCUGGGCAUAGGGGACUCAGCAGUGACCACACAGACACUGACCCUCGAACCAGUAAAGAAAAAAAUGAAUGUUUAAGUACAAA